UUUAAUGGACAAGGAAGAGAUAUUUGUUUAGGUUUCGUCUGGACAACACACUUACUUUUCUUUCGUCAAAGAGCCUGACUCUUUUUAAAUCAUUAGAAUGCCGUUGUUUGCCCAAAAUCCAUUUGACCAAGAUGUUGAGAAGGCAACCAAUGAAAACAACACAACAGAUGACUGGGGGCUCAUCAUGGACAUCUGUGAUAAGAUUGGAACGACACCCAACGGACCAAAGGACAGCUUGAGAUCCAUAAUGAAGAGAAUCAACCACAAAGUGCCUCAUGUUGCCAUGCAGGCCCUCAAUUUGCUGGGUGCUUGUGUGUCAAACUGUGGCAAAAUAUUCCACCUCGAAAUCUGCUCAAGGGAGUUUGCCGGUGAAGUACGGAGUGUUCUGAGCAGGGCUCACCCGAAGGUGUGUGAAAAGCUAAAGGCUCUGAUGGUGGAGUGGGCAGAAGACUUCCAGAAGGAUCCACAGCUCAGUCUGAUCAGCGCCACCAUCAAGUCUCUGAAAGAGGAGGGCAUCAGCUUCCCCUCCGCAUCUUCACAGGGGUCCACUGUAAAGGUCGGCACACCUGCUGUGAGCAAAGCAUCGGAUGAUGACAACCUGGCCAAAGCCAUCGAACUGUCCUUGCAGGAGCAGAAGCAGCAGGCGGAGACUCGGCCCCUGACCGUGACCUCUGACCCCCAGAACUACACCAACAAUGGCGGGGGGCAGGAGGUCCGGAAAGUGCGUGCACUGUACGACUUCGAGGCGGCUGAAGAUAACGAGCUGACCUUCAAAACUGGAGAACUUAUUCUGGUUUUGGAUGACAGUGAUCCAAACUGGUGGAAAGGAGAGAAUCACAGAGGAGUGGGGCUUUUCCCCUCCAACUUUGUUACGACCAAUCUGAAUGCUGAGCCAGAGACAGUGGCUUAUGUUGAAAAGACCGCCAGUCCUGAAGAGGUGCCCCUGGAAACCAAAGUUGAGCCUGAGCCCGUCUUCAUCGACGAGGGGAAGAUGGACAGAACGCUGGCAUUGCUGCAGAAUGCAGAUCCUGCAGAUCCGGCUCCUGACUCCACAGAGCUGAUCCAGCUGGAGGGUGCUUGUGAACAGAUGAACCCGAUGAUUGAUGAGAAGCUACAGGAGAUUGACAGGAAACACUCAGAGUUGUCAGAGUUGAAUGUGAAAGUUCUGGAGGCCCUGGAGCUUUACAACAAGCUCAUGAACGAGGCUCCGUUCUACUCGGCCUACUCCAAGAUGCAGGCGCAGUACGCACCCACCAGCUCAGCUGUAGCCAUGCAGGGUUACCUCGGCCCGGCCGGCUCUCCCUACCUGCCUCCAUCGAUGCCCCAGGUUUCUGCCGCGCAGCCCUACACUCUGCCCAGCGACCCAGCCACAUCGCUGCACUCACUGCCACCCAACGUGUCAGCCCCACCCAACAGCCAAGCUGCUCAGCCUCCCUACAUGAGCAGUGGUAUGAACACGCAGUACAUGAACCAAGCUGCUGGAGCUCAUUACCCACCCCAGGCAGGCGUGGCCAUGGACAUGUCGACCUAUCACAACUCCAGCAUGCCUCCCGUGUCCUAUCCUGUGGCCGCUCCCCCUCACCAGGCUCCUCAGCAGCAGCAGGCAGCGUAUUAUCAGCAGCCUCUGCUGUAAAACUCCGACUGACAGCAGACCUGAGAUGGAUGCAUACUCCAGCUGUUUCUGAUUCCAGCGGUGUGGUCAUUUGGCUCACCUUGUGUGAGCGUGUGUGUUUGAGUGGUGUUUGCUUUGGGAGCGUUCCUUUAGUCAUUUUGUGUGCCUGAUCAGCUGAUUUGAACACACCCCAUGAAGGGUGAAAUAACUGAGGUGUGUAUGUAACGCAGGCCUGCUGUCCGCUCAGGAGAGUCAGGACUCUCUCCGUGUGCAUGUCCUCAGCUCCUAUAUGUGAGGCUAAACAUGCCGUCAGGAGCUUUCUCCUGUCCCCCACCUCUUUUUCCUGGCUGACAGUGAACGCAGCGCUGGUCUUCACAAACGUCACAGGUCAACACAGAAGAAGACUUGGGUUUGUCCACCAGUACGGGGCCAUCUAAUGAGCAGUCAUUGCCUAAUUCUGAAGAAAUUAGCUUUUUACAGCUUCUACUUCAACACAAUGCUACUCCCACAGUAUGUUAUUUCUGAAUUGACCUCCUGCAAAGAAUCUUCGCAUAUCCUCUUCUGACGUAGUGGCAGAGGGUCAGGCCAUGUCCACACUGAUGUCGAUAAAUGUGAAAAAUGCUUCUUCUUCUCUCCAUUAUGGCCUUGUAUUUACACUACCAUGUCUAUACCAGCCAUGUAGCGAAAGCAGCAUGUCAGCAGUCCCCUGUACUGCCUAUACUGGAUACCUUCAGCCACAGUACUGUUGUGCACUGUGCCUCUAUAGCCCCCCUAUAAUACAAGAUCGGUGUAAUUACAUGCGCACGUAGGAAUAAAGUGGACUAAAAUAGCAACUCUGCAUGUAAAAGGCGAGUGAAACAUGGGUCUGUACUCAAGCCUUUGCGCAGCUGGUUUAGACAGCUGUAUUGAUAAAACCUUAAGUAUAUCUGUCCUGUCACACGCUUGUGAGAUGGAUGACUGAAAAACGUGUCCAGUAUAGACAGCCUGCAAGCUGACAAAUCAUACAACGAUUCAAAAACGUUCUUCAGAGGAAAUAAUACUGAGAACAGCGGUCUCAUGUUGGAGUGUGGACAGGGGGAACCCGGCUGGUACAGACUGCUUUUCAAUCAGUCUUCACAGACGUGCAUGAUAUGCUAGUGCUCUUGCUACAGAGCUACACUUUGACACUUUGACACCUAAAUGGCAUUUUCAAAUGUAUCUGCAUUAAUGUGCACAUGGCCUGAAUGUUUUGUUUUUCUUUUAGGUUUUAAUGGCCGUCUUGUUUUUAAGUCUGUAGGUGAACGUGAUUGAAACACCCUGGAUUUGUGUGAGAGCUCCAUGUGUCUGCAAAGCCAGCACUUAUCAAAUAAUGUGUGGGGGCAGGGUGUGGGCGCUCGCUUCAGGACAAAGUGUGAAGUCAUUGAGAAGGCAGGAGCUCCGCUUUUUCCUUUUUUCUUCCUCACCAGCAUCCAUCACUGUAGCUGAUCUGUGUCUUGGAAAGAAUUUCUGAAGUACAAACUAUAUUUUCAACUAUCAAAUAUGUAUGUCAACAGUUAUAUUUGUGUAAAUGGUGCAUCAACGUUCCCAUAAACCCACUGCCUUGCAAUGCAUUCUGCAUUCGAGAUAUUUAAGAUGACAUUUAUGUGUGUAUGUGUGUGUAUAUGUGUGCACGUUUCCUUUUUUACAUAUGUAUGUAUGUAUUACGUACGUAUGUGUGUGAGGGCUUCUCUGUAAUUGGUUCUUUAUCAUUGUAAAUUGACAUUGAUUUUCAUAGGGAUUGUCAGAUUUUAGAUUGAUCUGAGGAAUAGUUAGUUGGAUUUCUUUGUGUGUUUAUUAAUCUCAUGAAAGGCCGCGUCUGUUCAUGAUUAUUACAUCACUACCUUCCUGCCUGUCGUCUUCAUGUGCGGGCUCUCUUCCAUUCAGCAGAACCCGUCAGAGUCCGUGUUUUAUGCAAAUACACGAUAUUGAGAUUUUUCAUGUCUGUGUGCUUAAAUUUCAGACUUGUCAGUGACAUCGCCUGUACUUUGAUUUAUAUAUAUUGAAACAAUAUACAUGUGUAAUUUACAUGAUUGGAGAAUGUGUAAUUAUUCUUGUUACCCUGCCUCUGCUUUUACUUUCACUGUUAAGGAAAAAUGUAAGUGGAACAGAAUUGUCAGAAAGUUCAGACAUCAUAUGUUGCUGUUAACAUGAAGAAAGAGAAGUGAGACUAUGAUUAUACCUGAAUCCUACUGUUCUUUUAUUCUGAAGUUUUAAUGUUAAGGAGCAGCUUUCAUAGAAUCCACAGUCCUGUUGCAGUAGCUGCGUAGUUGUCAUUUUAUCCACAACUGUUCCUUUACCAGCCUCAUAUUAAAGGCAUUGUAUAUUAGAUGUAAAAUACCUGGUUUUGUCAGUGACAUUGACAUUGCACCUUAGCUUUGUAAACAUGUAUUUACCACUGGAUGCCUUGUUUUUCUGUAGAAAUCAAAGAAUGACACGGACACAACUUUGGCGACUAACUUCAGUCUCAGUAUCCGCUGGAUAUGUAUAAUUCUGUAUAUUUAAAAUAUUCCAGGAAAAGUCCCUUUAUCCAGGAUUUUAAAAAUGCUUUUGUAACAGAGCAAACUUAUAAUAUUCUUUGAAAUAAAAAAAAGUGACCUGU
Chelmon rostratus (copperband butterflyfish) is the source of this 4229-nucleotide messenger RNA. It is a transcript of the gene stam2, whose product is annotated as signal transducing adaptor molecule (SH3 domain and ITAM motif) 2. The transcript has 14 exons. Gene Ontology annotation, cellular component: endocytic vesicle. Gene Ontology annotation, biological process: signal transduction. Lineage: Eukaryota; Metazoa; Chordata; Actinopteri; Chaetodontiformes; Chaetodontidae. The record is from RefSeq and is a predicted model, not a curated record. Bases 98 to 1633 code for a protein of 511 amino acids. Gene Ontology annotation, molecular function: phosphatidylinositol binding; ubiquitin binding.